AUGAGCAAUUUCUUAUUCAUAAGUCUUAAGUCAUGUACUAAUAGAGAAAAAAGUCUUAAAAUUAAUAAACUUUCUACAAAAUCAAAAGUUUAAUUACAAGCCUAUGGAAAAGACCCAUUGAUAGAUUCUGAAGAGCAGAGAUAGCAACUAAUGUAGCAUGAAAAGCAAUUAGGAGAAAGGAAAUAUGAAUUCCAUGAAGACUGUCAUACUUUUUUCGUUAGAAGAUAGGGAGAGAGUCAAUAGAUAGGAUGUUAUUCAAAUUCACUUCCCAAGAAACUUGAUUAUAAAAAACAUCGACUUUAAAAAAUGUUAUCCUUAUCAAACACUAAUUUACACAAUGUCUUCCAUUACAAGGUGUUUCAAGUGAUAUUCGACAAAUUAGAAAAAAUCUUAACCUGA
Paramecium tetraurelia is the source of this 399-nucleotide messenger RNA. RefSeq lists its product as uncharacterized. The transcript is spliced from 3 exons. NCBI's taxonomy places the organism in Eukaryota, Ciliophora, Oligohymenophorea, Peniculida, Parameciidae. The record is from RefSeq and is a predicted model, not a curated record.